Molecule: messenger RNA, 4086 nt
Organism: Pseudoliparis swirei
Lineage: Eukaryota; Metazoa; Chordata; Actinopteri; Perciformes; Liparidae
Product: oxysterol-binding protein-related protein 1
Exons: 28
Coding region: 1-2874 (957 amino acids)
Cellular component (GO): intracellular membrane-bounded organelle; membrane; cytosol
Molecular function (GO): protein binding; cholesterol binding
Source: RefSeq, a predicted model, not a curated record
AUGGAGGCGGACACACUCGAGAAAAGGCUUUUAUUGUGUGCCAAAGAGGGCAGUCGCGCUGAUAUUCAGAAGCUCCUCGAGUCGAGAGUCGACCAACGCUGCUCUCUCGACGUGAACUGCAGAUCCAAGUCCAAAACCAGCUCGGGGUGGACCCCGCUCCACCUGGCCUGUUACUUUGGGCGCAGGGACGCGGCGGAGGAGCUCCUCAAGGCAGGUGCCGAUGCAAAUGUGCAGAAUAACGUGGGUGACACGCCUCUACACAAAGCAGCCUAUACUGGAAGAAAGGAGAUAGUCUUGCUGCUGCUGCGGUAUGACGCCUGCUCCAACGUAAUCAAUGGAACCGCUCAAAUCCCUAAAGAUGUCACAGAGGAUGAUGAAGUCAUAACAAUGCUGGAGGCUGCAGAGAGAAGAGAGAUGAGGCGGCGGGAGGAGAGUCUUCUGGAAGCAGCCAGAGAGGGGGACACCUGCACGCUGUCUAAACUGCUCAGUGGAAAAGAAGCUCCAGAUAUUCACUGCAGGGACUCGGUGGGGAAUACGCCCCUACACUGUGCGGCCUACAGGGGGCAGAAGCAGUGCACUAUAAAGUUGCUCAAGUCUGGAGCCAGCCCCAGUAGUAAAAACAACAAUGACCAGACGGCAUUCGACCUGGUCCGCAGUGUUGAACUGAGACCGAUCCUAGCCGCCUAUCAAGACGAGGAGGUGAGCAGUGAGGUGCAGAAGAUUGAAGGCCCUCUUUGGAAGAGUUCACGCUUUCUUGGAUGGCGAUCCCACUGGGUGAUGAUUGAGGAUGGAACCGUCUCCUGGUAUCCCAGACAGGCGGACGCUCUGGCUGGUGUCAGACGACAGGGCUGUGAGUCUCUAACACGAGCCUACUGCCUGGUCAAACCAUGGGAUCAUUGCUUCUUCGUGCUCAGGUGCCUUGAUGACGCCGUUCAUUAUUUUAAGGUCUCCUCAAAGACGGAUUCGGUGUCAACAAGAAAAAGGUGGUUGGAUGCUUUCGAGGCACAUUCAUCAUACAGCACACGCCACCGUGCCCGGGAGGAGAUUAUCAACGAUGCAGGUGGUGAUAGCGGCGUGACGAGUCUGACACAAGCCCUUCAGGCGGCCAGUGCUUCCCAGCAGAAAUUGGAGAGUGAAGUGUCAAUAUUUCUAUCCAUGGGGAAGAAUGAAGAGAAUGGUGCAUUGGCUGCCCCUCUUCUACUGAAAGCCAAAGAGACCAGUGAGCUCUCCAGUGAAACCUGCGCUGCUCUCCAUCUGUGCCUUGAACUGCUGUCAAAACAGGAGGAGGUGUGGAGCCUGAAGUGCGAGCAGGAGGUGGAGAAGAACAAAGCUCUGACGGAGGCCCUGCAGACGUUGACCACCGAGCACCACGACCUCCAGCCCUCCCUGUGCAAGAGCCGGAGGUCGUCCACCCUCAGCACCCUCACUGAAGAUGACUUCUAUGACGCCGUCUCGGACCCGGAGCUCUCGGUGAGCGGCUUCCUGUCUGCGGCCAGUCGCUCCUGUGAAGAGGACGCCGCCCUUCGCAGCAGCCGCCGCCGUCCCGGCGCACUCGGGGGGCCCGCCGGAAUGUCAGGGGAGGGUAACCAUGGCAACGAGCACAAUGGAGUCAAGAAGCACAGGACAUCUCUACCGACUCCCAUGUUCUCCAGGAACGACGUCAGCAUCUGGAGUAUCCUGAAGAAAUGCAUCGGCAUGGAGUUGUCGAAGAUUGCCAUGCCGGUGAUAUUUAACGAGCCUCUGAGUUUCCUCCAGCGGCUGACGGAGUACAUGGAGCACACCUACCUCAUCCAUCAGGCCAACGCCGCCACCGACUCCGUGGAGAGGAUGAAGUGUGUUGCAGCAUUUGCUGUGUCUGCUGUCGCAUCGCAGUGGGAGAGGACUGGGAAACCCUUCAACCCACUACUGGGGGAGACCUAUGAGCUCAUCAGAGAAGAUCUGGGCUUCAGGUGGGUGUCGGAGCAAGUGAGCCACCACCCUCCGGUCAGUGCCUUCCACGCCGAGGGCCUCCACGAGGAUUUUGUCUUCCAUGGCUCCAUCUACCCGAAACUCAAGUUUUGGGGGAAGAGCAUAGAAGCUGAGCCCAAAGGACUCAUCACACUGGAGCUGCCCAGACAUAAUGAAGCCUACACCUGGACCAACCCCACCUGCUGCGUCCACAACAUCAUCGUGGGUCAGCUGUGGAUCGAGCAGUACGGCAGCGUGGAAGUGAUCAAUCACAAGACCGGCGAGAGAUGCAGCAUGAUGUUCAAGCCCUGUGGCCUCUUUGGGAAGGAGCUCCACAAAGUGGAGGGCUACAUCCUCGAUAAAAGCAAAAAGAAGCUGUGUGCAAUAUACGGCAAAUGGACUGAAUGCCUCUACACGGUGGAUCACGUGACCUUUGAUGCCCACACGAAGAGUGACAAGAAGAGUUCGGAUGAAAAGAAAGACAGCAAGCGGAAUAGUGUGGAUGAGGAGCCGGAGGAGAUGCCUCCACCCGAUGCCGAUACCGUCCAGGUCAUCCCAGGCAGCGAGCUCAUCUGGAGGAUAACGCCGCGGCCAGAUAACUCAGCCAGGUUCUAUGCCUUCUCCACGUUCGCCAUGCACCUGAACGAGCAGGACGAGAGCAUGGAGGGCGUCACCCCCCCCACCGACAGCCGCUUCAGACCGGACAUCUGCGCCAUGGAGAACGGAGACAUAGAUUUGGCAAGUUCCGAGAAGAAGAGACUCGAGGAAAAACAGAGGAUGGCCCGGAAGAAUCGCACCAAAUCGCCCAACGAUUGGAAAACGAGGUGGUUUCAGCAAGGACAAAAUCCCCACAACAAAGCUCAGGAUUGGCUCUACUUGAACGGCUACUGGGAGAGGAACUUCACUCAGCUGCCGGACAUCUACUAACCAGGAGAAAUACGUGUGGACGUCUACUUCCGCGACCCUCUGGACGUUAUCUGCUCUGGUUUGUAAUGACGUCACAGCGCUGAUACAGAACAGCAGCUAGGGUCGAGGAAAGGUCUCAACGCAGUCCAAGGGCAGAGCGACGCUGAGUGACCAGCAGUGGCAUUUAUUCUUCUCCAUAGAUGUGUGUGAAGCACAGGAACUCCUCCGCUUGUUAAUUGUGGCGCUCGACCACUUGCGUACGCUAUAGGCACGUGUCGGAUCAACUAGAAUGUAUAUUUUUUACACGCAUACAUAUAGAAAUGAGUGUGUCAUCGGUGUGGAAACAUUUCACUCGUCGGCGUCGGCGCUCAGACCUCACAAGGCAGGAAGAUGCUGCCUCAGCACAUCGGCCAGGCGGUGAUGCAGCUCUGGUUGUACUUCUACACCGUAUCCAAAUGGAGCGUGUCUGCAUAGUCUGCUGCAAAGAUGACGGCGAGUAAAAUGACGAGAGCUGUGGCCAGUACCACGUCAAUAAAACCCACAAUAAAUGAAACUUUUAAAAUAUAGCAUUAAACAGGAAAUUAUGUGUUGUAUCGAUGUGUAUUGAUAACGGCGGUGCCCGUAAGGCUGCCUGACGACUAGCGCUGCAUAUAUAGAUGUGUGUGUGUGUGUAAAAGUCUUGCCAUAGUUUAGUCUAAUCAGCUGUUAUACACAUGUAACUAUCGCACAAUGAAUGCACAUGCAUCACUAUAACUAUGCAAGCCUAUUUACCUCCUUCACCAUCAAGCACUGAAAGUCCUUUUCUCAUGUUGUGGAUAGCUGCUGUAGGUUUUAGUUUUUUUCCCGUUAUCUCUCUUUUGGGUAUUAUAAUUGUAGCUGAAUGUCGAUUAUACGUUUUGUGCAAUUUGCUGUAAUUUGAAGUAAACGUCUUCGUUAGAUUGGUGUCUGUUGGAUUCAGGUGUUACAAGAUGAGUGGUAUUGUAAAUAUGGAAAUAUGUUACUCUAUGCUGUCAACCCUACUGCCUGGUAAUCAUGGGACGUAUCACCAAAUUAUGCCGACUGUUCCGUUUCUCACAAUCCAUCCAUCGGUGAGUCAGAAGAAUCGAGGUUGAAAAUUCCUGGCAGUAAUUAUGUGACUAUUUAAGAAUUAGUGUUUCUAAUAUUUGUAUCAUUGAGGGUUGACUAAUUACAGUACAUUUCUUUUAUAAUGCAAUAAAUAGUCCCUGCUGCUCA